AUGGCAAACCUCCUCGAACCUAUCACCAUAGGAGGUAAACUCCCUCUCAGGAACCGUAUCGCCAUGGGUUCAAUGACUCGUAACCGCUGCAUCGACGAUAACAAACCCGGACCAAGUCAGAUCAAGUACUAUGCCGAUAGAGCCAAGUACAGCACCGGUCUCAUCGUCACUGAGGGCACUUUCGUCGACUGGACUGGUUGCGACUGGAAACACGCUCCCUUUAUGGUCACCCAGGAGCAUGCAGAUGCAUGGAAAAAAGUAACUGACGCAGUUCAUGAUGUUGGAGGAAAAAUCUUUUUUCAGGCGUGGCAUGCUGGAAGGUGUCAGCAUGAUCAGUUACCUAUUAUGAAAGAGAAGGGUGGCAAGGUUCUGGCUCCUUCUGUUAUCAAAGCUCAGGGAGGUAAAUAUCGAGACUUGCCUGGCAUGCCUGGGCAUACGGACAAUAUCGAGGCCAUUACACACGUUCAAGCUGUUGUCGAUACUUAUAGGCGAAGCUGCGAGCUAGCUAAAUCUGCUGGCUUUGAUGGCGUUGAGCUCCUUGCUCAAGGCCGCGCAAAUCACCGCACCGACGAAUAUGGUGGUUCAGUUGAGAACAGAUGCCGCUUCACCCUCGAACUCGUCGAUGCAAUCGCCGCCGUCUUCAACGGACCCGAGUACAUCUGCGUCAAGAUUAACCCUACAGACCAUCUCAACGACUCUAUCGUUGACUUUGAUGAGAUGAAGGAGACUUAUACGUACCUCAUCACCGAACUUGUUAAACGGAAAGUUGGUAUUAUCAACCUUGGCCGUCGUGGUGCCGAAACGUCUACUGGAUCAGGAGAAUUCUUUGGACCUCUCCCUCGGCCUGAAGGCUAUCCUCUCCCUCCUGGUUAUGAUCCAGUUCUUGACUUUGGGAAGCUUGUCAAGUUCCCUGGCAGUCCGACUUUGCUCAUGGCCAAUCAUGAUUAUACUGUUGAAGCGGCCGAUGCUCUUAUUGGAGAGGGCAAACUCGACAUGAUUACGUUCGCGAGAGCUUUCAUCUGGAAUCCGGAUCUUGUUUCUCGUAUCACUCAGGAGAUACCUCUCGCCAAGAAUGAUAGAGGUCCUUGGGUUUUUUAUGGGAUGGAAGACACACCAGACAAGGGUUACAACGAUUGGCCAAUUGCCUCAACCGCGUAG
Molecule: messenger RNA, 1158 nt
Organism: Fusarium musae
Lineage: Eukaryota; Fungi; Ascomycota; Sordariomycetes; Hypocreales; Nectriaceae
Exons: 4
Coding region: 1-1158 (385 amino acids)
Molecular function (GO): FMN binding; oxidoreductase activity
Source: RefSeq, a predicted model, not a curated record